This is a messenger RNA of Nasonia vitripennis (jewel wasp), 3723 nucleotides long. RefSeq lists its product as uncharacterized. The transcript is spliced from 11 exons. The coding region runs from base 320 to 1957 and encodes 545 amino acids. The record is from RefSeq and is a predicted model, not a curated record. Lineage: Eukaryota; Metazoa; Arthropoda; Insecta; Hymenoptera; Pteromalidae.
UCUCGUCUCUCGGUUGGGCGCAGUGCUGCCUGGCGAACGGAACGAUCCACUGCUCUGCUCCUGCCGCCGCCGCCUCCUGCCACCGUGUGUAGACUCCUUGACUUAUAGCGCGCGCGAGCCGCGGAUGAGGGAUAGGACAGGAGUCAUUCGAUUUUUCGGCCCGACGGAUGUGUGGGAUUGAGACGAUAGACAGUGCUGAGAUUCGAAUUUUCGAGCGUCGUCCUUGUGCUGCAUUGGCGAAACAUUUGCGUUUGUGGUGAUUUUUUUUUGUUCCUCGAGAUCGGCCAACUGUGAACCCACACGAUAUAAGGACGCAGACAUGGAGACCGUGAGGAAGAGUCAAAUUUUCAAAUCAUUCAUCGUUGUGUGGAUGUUGGCGGCGCUCUCGACAAGGUCACGGGCCGCGAACGCAGAGAACGCCGACUUGGAGUCAACAGCCGAGGAAUCGUCGGUGGAGGACGCGACGGAGGACUACUGGACCGGAAGCGGCUCCGGCCCCGACGAGGACGACGCCGCCACCCGCAACGACACACGAGAGGCUCUCGCUCACGAGGCCAGCGAUCACGAGGCCGUGGUGUACGUGGGCGACGGAUCGUCCGGAGCCUCCUACGUUCCGGUUCCUUCGCUCAAGAAUCGGCCCCUGAGCCCGAAUCUUCAGGCGCUCCAGACGCUCCAGGGUCUGCAGGGACUGGCCGGUACCGGGCCGGCUGUUGCCGCUGGGACUGGUAUCGCCAGCGAGGAAGACUGGAGGAGGCAUCCCGAGUCCUGGGACCGUGAGCACAGGCGCUACAGGCCCAACACCACCAGGGUUCAACAUAUCGAGGCCGAAUGCCAGGAUGACUAUAUGAAAAUCCGCAUCGGCUUCAAUGGAUCUUUCAACGGCUUGUUAUACUCAGCGGGUUACUCCUACGACCCGGACUGCAUGUACGUUAACGGGACGGGCCGGGACUACUACGAAUUCUUCAUCCAGCUGAACCGAUGCGGUACUCUGGGUGAGAACACGCAUCAUCAGGACAGUAGGAAAAAUCCCACGAAAAAUCUCAUGUGGAACACCGUUACCGUGCAGUACAACCCGCUGAUCGAGGAGGAGUUCGACGAGCACUUCAAGGUCACCUGCGAGUACGGCUACGACUUUUGGAAGACCGUGACCUUUCCCUUUCUCGACGUCGAAGUCGCGACGGGCAAUCCCGUAGUGUUCACCUUGCAGCCGCCCGAGUGCUACAUGGAGAUCAGGUACGGCUACGGGACGACAGGUACCAGAGUCGCCGGACCAGUUCGAGUCGGGGACCCGCUCACGCUGAUAAUCUACAUGCGCAGCAAAUACGCAGACGGCUUCGACAUCGUGGUGAACGACUGCUACGCGCACAACGGCGGUAACAAGCGCAUCCAGUUGAUCGAUCAGUACGGCUGCCCAGUCGACGACAAGCUGAUCAGCCGAUUCCGGGGCUCCUGGUCGGAGAGCGGACUCUUCGAGACCCAGGUCUUCGCCUACAUGAAGACCUUCAGGUUCACCGGCUCCCCGGCACUCUACAUCGAGUGCGACGUCCGCAUGUGCCACGGACGAUGUCCGAGUCAACCCUGUCACUGGAGAAACGCCAAGACCGUGGCGAAGCGAUCCGUCACGGAUGCGAUCGAGGGCCCCUCGACAGCAGCGACCACUUUGUCCGAGAACGUCAACCUCUUCCAGUCGCUCAGAGUCCUGCAGGAGGGCGAGGCCGACACCGAGCUCUUCCAGAACGUCACGACGCCUUCGCGCAGCAGUACCAACGAUCCCAACGCCGACCGCGUCUGCCUUCGCCCGACCCUCGUGAGCACGAUCGUGGGCCUGGGCUGCGGUAUCCUCUGCAUAAUGGCAGGUACGAUGCUCGCCAUGUGCUCUCGUAUGCGGCGGGUCGCGCGGGAAAAGCUCCUGUCCGACAGCAUAAGCUACAUGACCCACAAGGGCCGGAUCAACUAGGGAACGACGACGAUGUCAUCGCUUUCUUCGCACACACGCACUAUCACACACUCGAAGCCAUUAUCAUUAUCAUCCAGGUGUGCAGCUUAGUCCGCCAGACGCUCCUCAACUCGCCGAUCUGAUGUACUCUUUUUUUUGCGUCGAAAUUCGCCAUUGCUCUCUAGAAAAUGAUGUUUUCCUCUGAAUUCGGAGGAACGCGAAAUUUAAAGACUCUUUGAGUGAUCAUAUGUAAUUCGAUGAAGGAUCGGCUGAUUAAAACGCAAACAUAUACUAAAACACGAUCGGCAGUUCAGCUCUGCCGAUCGUACAAGCUAUCUCAUUUAUUCGAAUAAUUAACGAAAAGUAAAACGGUCGACGUUAUCUCGAACAAUGCCUAUCCGAGAUGACGGAGGCCGAGAAAACUUAGGUUUUGCCGUAUCGUAGCUUAGUUUUAAGACGGCGCAUUAAGCGCGCCUUUAAUGAUUAAACUGUAGACUGAAAAGAGAAAUAUAAUGUUUCGUCGAAUUCUCGCAAGAACUCUCGCGAGACUGAGAUGAAAACUGUUUGUUCGUGCAGCAAAACGAAAUGACAAUAAAAAGUAGAGAAGGGUAAGUCGAUGUAGUGCAAGAAAAUUCGAAGUAUUUUCAUACGUUUGUAGGUAUAGCCUGAAUUGGAUGAUCGAAAAAAUCGUUUCUUUGGCAGCUGCAAAAUUUUCAAACUCCUAGCUGGUUGUUCGCUACAUUCUGGAUUUCAAAAGGCUGAAAUUAUCAAACAGAACAUCAAAAAAUGUUCGACUUGAUCAGAUAAACCAGAGGGAGUUAAGAAUCGUAUAAAAGUGCUAUAUGUAUUGCUGCAGUGCAUUAACUCUUUUAUGUUAAACAUUAACAAGACACUUCAAUUACACUAUAAGAAUUAUGUCAUAGUACUUAAAGAAUCCGUACCGUAAGCAUUAUUAAUGUAAUCCACCGUUAUUCGGCAUAUUCAGAAGCAAUUUGUUCGCAAUUUGUUGUUGAAAGACAGAUUUCAUGAACGAUCAGUCGAUUGUAACUGUAUAAUGAAUUGCCUUCCAACAUGAUUAUUCGUUACUGGUUCAUGAAUUUCUCCUGGAUACGAUAUCUGAUUGCAAAUCCAAAAUUUCUUGCCAAAAUAACACUUUGAACAACGGAGUUUGAUAUUGUGAACUUGCGUUUGCUCUACUUAAACGUUCAACGAUUCUGAAUGUUCUCGAAUAAUAUGAUUAAGCAAUAUAAUUGAUCUUAAUUAUAUAGAUAACUAUUAUACUGCAUGUAUAACAUAAUAUCAAUUAACCAUAGAUUAAAUUUUGCGUCUUCUAAUUUAAAUAUUGGAAAUCAUUUCGUAGGUACGGCUAGCGAGGAUUAAAUAAUAUUUUUGUAGCGUGAAAAUUUUGUUCACCCGAAAUUCCCAUCGAUAUAGUGUUACUAGUGUUAUUAGUCUAGUACACGUUAACUACAAUAGAAAAGUCAUCAUCGUUUUCCCCCAAAUAAAAGAUUUCCUUAAAUUGCAUAAUGAGCUUUUUAAAAGCUAGUCUCUUGUAAGAUACAUUGGUACGGAUGUAAUAGGCGUGCAAAAUAUUAGUUUCCCCUCCUGGUCGUGCUAGAAUAAAUAAUUAAUUCUUGCAUAUUUAAUUGAAAAUGAAACUUGGGUUACAACGUAUUAGUAUCCCUGUGUUUGAUGAACUACUUGUAAAUACAGUGUAUGAUGUUUAGUAAUAGUAUUAUAAACACUUAAGUCGAAUGUAUCGAGGUUUUCAAUAAAUACUGUAGAAC